GGAGUGCACCGAAGACAAUUCUAACAGAUCAAAACCGGGCGAUGGAGGUCGCCAUAAAAAGUGUUAUGCCUCAGACGGUGCACAGAUGGUGCAAGUGGCACGUGCUGAAAAAGGCGAACGAAUCUCUCGAUUCAUUGUACACCAAGAAGAGCAAGUUCAGGGCAAAGUUCCACAAGGUAGUGAAUCACAUGCUCACGAUCGAUGAAUUUGAGGAAGCUUGGAAGAUAUUGGUGAAGAAAUAUAAUUUGAAGAUGCACGAUUACAUGACGCAACUCUAUGAAAUAAGACACAAGUGGGCAAAGCCAUAUAUUAAAGGUGUUUUCUGUGCUAAGAUGACCAACACCCGGCGCAGCGAAAGUGCAAACCACAUCGUGAAGAACUAUGUUCCACCUGAUUGUCCGAUGCAUAUGUUUGUGAAGAAAUACAUGAGACUUCAAUUUGACAGGGAAGCAGAGGAGAACUAUGAGGAGAAACGGACAUGAAUAGUAAGUCAUAUUUGAUAAUUGCCACUGGAUGUCUAGUAGUAACCUAGUUACUACUUUGAUGUAUCUAUAUUUCAGGGUAGACCGCUGUACAAGGCUAACUUAGCUAUUGAGCGACUCGCUGGCAAGGUGUAAACACGGGCUAUGUUUGAAUAGUUUGGACAUAUGCUAUAUGAGUUUGGCGCAUACAGUGAAUGAUGAUGCUAAUUCUGCGAGUGACAGUGGGAACAGACACGUUGGUUUGUUGGCGCCAAAGAAACGGAAAGAAAUGGGGCGCCCAACAACCAGCUGGGAGAAGGCACCGUAUGAGGGGCUGAGCAAGCGGACGAGGUUCUGCAGCAUAUGUCGCCAGCAGGGCCACAAACGGACUACUUGCCCGGACCAUGGUGAUGCCCCGAAGCCUGUUCGGAAACCAGCAAGGUGCAAAAGUUAUGGAAUUGAAGGUCACAGGCAAAACAACUGCCACAAAGUAGGUGAUCUGCGGAUGACUGGCAUGUGAGCAGUUGCAGCACCCUGUCUGUCAAGACAGAAAUAUAUAGAACUUAAUGUGUGCGGCUGUAGUUCCGUCAGUAGAACUCCUCUAGUGUCAUGCUUGCUGAGUGUGUUCGACUGCUGCUAUGCAUGGCAGAAUCAAAUAUGGAUUAUCAGAAAUAAUGUAUGCUUGAAUUGGUCUGAAUGUCGACGUAUUAGUAUUCGCACGAUGAGUGCGUUUUAUUUUUCUGAAUUUUUGUACACUCUGGUGAUGCAUUCUGAGUUUGUCGGCGCUAUGGUCAUGUGUAGAUUUGUAAAAAAAAAAAUUGCGGUAUGUUGAUGCAUUUGA
Molecule: messenger RNA, 1302 nt
Organism: Triticum aestivum (bread wheat)
Lineage: Eukaryota; Viridiplantae; Streptophyta; Magnoliopsida; Poales; Poaceae
Product: protein FAR1-RELATED SEQUENCE 5
Exons: 2
Coding region: 42-482 (146 amino acids)
Biological process (GO): regulation of DNA-templated transcription
Source: RefSeq, a predicted model, not a curated record